AAAUACACGUGACUUGACUGUAAAAAUAUAAAUAUUGAUGCACAAAAAUGUUGACGUCGUUGUUGCAAAAACUGAAUAUGUAGAGCUUGUAUUUGGUGUCAUUUCCACCAUUUAUGAUUUAAAUGUUCAUGUAUGUAAAUGAGUAACAGACACAUGAUUCUCUGUCUGCAGGAUGGUAAAUGGAACAUUGAGGAAGAGGAGGAAGAGAAAGAGGAUGAUGAUGGUGAUGAAGAGCGAGGAGAGGAUGAGGAUGAUGAUGGUGAUGAAGAGCGAGGAGAGGAUGAGGAUGAUAAUGAUAAUGCUGUUGCUGAAGAUGAUGCUGAUGAGGGUGAAGAAGAAGAAGAAGAGGAGGAGGAUGAGGAUGAUGAUCACGGUGACCUGCAGUCUGAUGAGGGCAGUGAGGAUGAGGAGGGUCAGGGCGCUGAGGAAGAGCAGGUCGGUGCUGAAGGGCCUCCGGCGGAGAUUGAGGAGCAGAAGAAAGCUGCACAGGAAGCAGCCAGAGCAGAACUGCCAUACACCUUCACAGCUCCAGACAGUUACAGCAGUCUGAAGUCGCUCCUGCAGGAUCACGGAUCAGAGCAGCAGCGCCUCAUACUGGACAGAACGGUCAAGUGUAAUCAUCCCAGUCUGGCCGCAGGAAACAAAGCCAAACUACAGGUCUGUUCCUGAUCCUGGGGCUGAUGCUGUAUCCCGCCGGCUGGGGUUCAGAUAAAGUGCAGG
Onychostoma macrolepis is the source of this 720-nucleotide messenger RNA. RefSeq names its product nucleolar protein 14-like. The record is from RefSeq and is a predicted model, not a curated record. The coding region runs from base 139 to 669 and encodes 176 amino acids. Gene Ontology annotation, cellular component: Noc4p-Nop14p complex; nucleolus; small-subunit processome. The transcript is spliced from 3 exons. Gene Ontology annotation, biological process: maturation of SSU-rRNA. Lineage: Eukaryota; Metazoa; Chordata; Actinopteri; Cypriniformes; Cyprinidae.